This is a messenger RNA of Actinia tenebrosa (Australian red waratah sea anemone), 1730 nucleotides long. Its product is annotated as plasmanylethanolamine desaturase 1. NCBI's taxonomy places the organism in Eukaryota, Metazoa, Cnidaria, Anthozoa, Actiniaria, Actiniidae. The record is from RefSeq and is a predicted model, not a curated record. Gene Ontology annotation, molecular function: oxidoreductase activity.
UCCAUUUGCUUGUCAAAAAUCCGAACAGCGAAGGUGGAUAAUGGAUUAGACUCUCUACAAAGCCAUUCUCCAUGGCUUAGCCUGAUCUGAUCUCUCUAAAAUUUCACAGAACUAAAGAAUAAUGGCUCCUGGAAAUACUCCAGUGAGUGAAGUUGGUAAAAAAGAAAUGACGAGUGAAAAAACUACAGUGAAAUACAACUCGGCUGAUAAGCCUAAGGCCGGUGCCAAAGCAGAGCUCGCCGAUGGCUACACCAAAGAGAAAAGAAUUUUGGAGACGUUCAGUGUUCUAUAUUUUGCCAUUCUGAUGUCUGUAUUGACCAGCUGUUUAUUGAAGAAUUUUAAAGUUGACCAGCUACAAGGGAUGAUCUUAGGAAUCUUUGCAGGAAUCCUUACUGCUGAUUUUCUAUCUGGGCUUGUGCAUUGGGGUGCAGACACAUGGGGUUCUAUCGACCUACCAGUUGUUGGAAAAGCUUUUAUUCGUCCAUUCAGAGAACACCAUGUGGAUCCAACGGCCAUCACUCGGCAUGACUUGAUUGAAACAAAUGGUGACAACUGCCUCAUUACCCUCCCCACCCUGACUGCUAUAACCCUGAAACACUUAAUAUGCUCUCAGGAAACCAUCGACGCAUGGUACCCUUGGGACUUCUUCUUCUUUUCUCUCGGCAUCUUUGUCAUGCUGACAAACCAGAUCCACAAGUGGUCGCAUACCUACUUUGGAUUACCAUGGUGGGUGGAGAAACUCCAGCAAUGGCAUAUCAUCUUACCAAGGCUACACCAUAGAAUCCACCACGUCUCUCCCCAUGAAACAUAUUUCUGUAUCACCACUGGCUGGUUAAAUUACCCACUUGAAGUAAUAAACUUCUGGCGAGGGUUAGAGUUUGUUAUUACCAAGACGACAGGGGCUAUACCAAGAUCAGAUGAUCUCAAUUGGGCUUCUAAAGGAAAAUAGACUGAUAGUAACGGUGUGGAUCCAAGAGUUUUAAAGCGGGAUGUCUAUUACGGAGUACCUCGCACCAAUACCGUCGAAAACCCAUAAAAGGUGGAAUAAUUCUGUAAAAAAAAUUGUCUCAAAUUUAAAUUGACAGAAAUUAAAUUUGAAAGCUUCAAGUAAACUGAGUGAAAGUUUAUUUUUAACAUACAAAUUUCUCGCACUCUGAUUGGCUUCUCCUUACACUUCUUGAGUGCUUACCCCACUUCCUGCGUGCUUUAUUACUGAACGGAGCACGAAACUGAUACUGUGAAUCUCGGCGGGGUAUGUUGAAGUCAAAAUGUUGAAGUCAAAAUGUAAGCCAAAUGUUCUAUGCCUCGUGGAUCCACACUAUUUUAACGUGAUGCCGCAACAUCUUGUCAGUUUGUUAAGUGAAAAAAAGCUUUCAGUAAUAGACGAUUAUACAUGAGAAGACACAUUUAUAUGCCGGAAUACAACUCGAACAAAGAAUCUCAUUCUCAUAAAAUCACGAAGAAAAAAAACACUACGCCCAAGCAUAGUUAAUGGGUUACUCCGACGAAGGACUAACGUCCGAUUCAAUUUAUCCACAAAUUUCCUAAUGGCAUUCCGCCCCAUUAACUAUGGCCCAAGCUAAAAAGAUCUAUUGAAAUGGCUGUAACUGUAUUUAGAAAAUCAAAAAUUGAAACCCUGUGCAUAUAAUUAAGACAACUUUCCUCUUACUAGCGGGGUUGUCUAAUAAAUGUGAAGGCAUUUAGAGCGAUUUUACUUCGCUCGUGAAACA